Messenger RNA from Gambusia affinis (western mosquitofish), 1955 nucleotides. It is a transcript of the gene cers3b, whose product is annotated as ceramide synthase 3b. The coding region runs from base 586 to 1716 and encodes 376 amino acids. Gene Ontology annotation, cellular component: membrane. Gene Ontology annotation, molecular function: sphingosine N-acyltransferase activity; DNA binding. Gene Ontology annotation, biological process: ceramide biosynthetic process. Lineage: Eukaryota; Metazoa; Chordata; Actinopteri; Cyprinodontiformes; Poeciliidae. The record is from RefSeq and is a predicted model, not a curated record. The transcript is spliced from 12 exons.
UCCAAGGGAAUUCUUGCAGGUGAGGGAACGCAAACGAUCCUGAUCCUGCCCUUUAGAUGACUUGUUGCAGUUUAGUCUUUGCAAACUAAAAAAAAUAUUGCCAAAAUGUUCAAAGAGCAUUGAGCUGUUAGCCGUUUCUCAUCUCAAACGACUUGUAGCAACAACCAAGGUGUGAUCAAGACAGCAGGCAAAGUGGGAGGGAAGGACCCAGGACUUUAUCAUCAGUACAUGUGUGGCAUGUGUAAUAGACUGACCUCACUCAGACAGAUUCCCAGACAACACCCAGCAUUACCCGCACUAGGCACAGCGUAAAGGUAAGCGUAUGGCUCUUGAGUUUAACAUUUGUUAUGUUGUUCAUUUGUCUUUACUGAUAUAUAUUUUCAAAUCAGUAGAGAGAACAAUAACAUCAAAGACAUAAAAGCAUAAAUUAAAAGAUUUAUUGUGAAAGAAAUGAUUACAUAAAGAGCAAUUUGAGUUGCGUAGUGUUUUAUUUGACUUUCUUCAGACCUGGUAACCCACUCUCUAUCUGCUGCAGCUUCUCUCCUCACUGUUGAAACUUGUCAAGACAACACAGCCUGCAGCAUCAUGUUGCAGACAAUCAAAGACUGGCUGUGGUGGGAACGUCUGUGGCUUCCAGAGAAGGUCUCCUGGGCAGAUCUUGAAGACAAAGAAGAUCGUACUUAUGCCAAAGCCUCUCAACUUUAUGCAGCUGUGCCCUGUGCCCUCUGCCUACUAGUAGUCAGAUACCUCUUUGAAAGAUACGUGGCCACACCACUGGCUAAUGCUCUAGGGAUCAGAGACAAGAUACGUCUCACAGCUGAGCAAAACUCAACCCUAGAGAAGUACUUCUACAGCCAAACCCGGAAUCCGUCACAGGUGGAUGUUCGGUCUCUGUGUAAGAAGACCGGCUGGCCAGAAAGGAGAGUAGAAGUGUGGUUCAGGAGGAGGAGGAAUCAGGAUCGACCUGGGCUUCGGAAGAGGUUCUGUGAAGCCAGUUGGAGAUGCGGCUUUUAUCUUUGUGCGUUCCUUGGAGGACUUUUUGCCCUUUACGAUAAACCUUGGCUUUAUGAUCUAAAAGAGGUUUGGGCAGAAUUUCCUAAACAGUCCAUGCUCCCAUCACAGUACUGGUAUUAUACCUUGGAAAUGGGUUUCUACCUUUCUCUGCUCCUCAGCCUAACGUUUGAUGUGAAAAGGAAAGACUUUAAAGAGCAGGUGAUUCACCAUGUAGCCACACUGACACUUCUGAGUUUCUCCUGGAUUUCUAACUACAUUCGUAUUGGAACUCUUGUGAUGGCUGUUCACGACUCUUCUGACAUACUGCUUGAGGGAGGAAAGUUGUUUAACUACGCAAAAUGGGAGCAGACUGCUAAUGUUAUGUUUGUGAUAUUUACAACUGUUUUCAUGGUGACAAGACUUGUUAUUUUUCCUUUUUGGCUCAUCCACUGUACAUGGGUGUACCCAAUGGAGAGGUUUGACCCCUUCUUUGGCUACUAUUUCUUCAACAUCAUGUUACUGGUUCUACAAAUUCUACAUGCCUACUGGGCUUUUCUAAUAACAAGAAUGGCUUACAAGUUUGUCUUCAGUAAGCAACUGGACGGCGAUGUUCGGAGCGAUGAAGAGGAGGACGACAGUGAUUCGCAAAAGAAUAUAAAACACAGAAUGAAUCAUAUUAAUGGUGCCAUGAAUGGCGCCAGAGAUCGAGCUAACGGCCACUGACUUAUACAGAGAAAAGAGGAGCAUCAACCAUGACAGAUGGACACCUUCUACUUGGAGUGCUUCAGUAAAAAUUUUGAGAAUUCAAGGAAGGAAUAUUGUAUAUGAAAGAACUGUGAAGGAACCUAAAUAGUGUGAUUUUCUUUUAGCCCUAAUUACAAUUUAGGAUUAGAUAUUUCAUGAGUCUAUUUGUAUUUUAUGUGAGGGUACAAAUUGGCGUGAUCAUAAAAAAAAAAUACAAA